AAAAGGGCUAAUCAGUGGCGCAGGUGGUCAGAUGAUAUAAUUCCGGCCAUGAUAGUGCCCUAUCUGUCAUACCUUCAAGAGACUGUAUCGCUACGUCAUGCCAACAUGCCAGCCAUACGUCAUCGGACUGAUGGGGAGUGCGGGACUGGGUGCAGAACUCGUAACAUCAAAGUUGCAUGUGUGUUUUUUGAUGCUUUCGAGGAAAUCACCAUCAUCGCCUGCCCUUGUUCACCUGCCCCGCUUCAGCUUCUUCGUCGCGGGCUUUUUCCAUGCGCGCCCCUGGCACCCUCCCUGGCAGUGGACUUACGACUUCUCGAGUUCGUCCGCCUUCUUUUUCUUUCGUCAGUCCCC
Molecule: messenger RNA, 351 nt
Organism: Suillus clintonianus
Lineage: Eukaryota; Fungi; Basidiomycota; Agaricomycetes; Boletales; Suillaceae
Exons: 2
Source: RefSeq, a predicted model, not a curated record